GGAUUACUAUAAAAAACUUUAAUAAUAUAUCAGAAAUCCAUACAAAUAAUAACACUACUACUAAAAUUAAUAAUACCAAAAACGAAGUAAAUGAAAUUGACGACACUGGUUUUGGACAAGAGCUUAGUGACUUUUUCAAGUUAAUUUCAAAUUGGUUUAGUAGAUUGACUGGCGUCUCUAUGAAUACUAAUGCUACGAUUAGUCCCAAUAUAAUUAAUAUAAAGCACAAUUUAAAUAAUGCACAGAAAAAUGCUAGUAUAGAUAUUGUAUAUCCUAUGUACGAUACAGAUAUGGUUGAUAAUAUUGGACACAGAUCAAGAGUUCUCAUGUCUGCUAAUAAUGAAUUAAAAAAUAUAUGUAAAGUAGAAAAUAACGAAGCGGAAAAGCAAUAUUUAAAAACUACAGUAGAAUCAGAUACAUCUACAAGCAGUUUACCAAAUGUAAUUGCUAUCACUAAUGAUGUAAAAUCACUCGCUACAAUCCAGAAACACAAUGAAGUCAACACUGAUGAUAUUACAAAAGAAAGCAAAUCCAACGAUAAUAUUACAGUCAAAUCCGUAGUAAAAAGAAGUGUACCAAAAGAUAGCAAUUUAAUAUUUUGGAAUGACAUAUAUGAUGAUGAAUAUGGAAUUAGACUUGAUCCACUUGAAGAGAAAAUUGCUGAUAAACGCGCAAACAAGGGCACAGAUUUUGUGAAGAAAUCGAGACAAUGGCUUCAAGACAAAGUUCAUAAAUAUUUCAGAGGUUUUAAGGCUAGUCAAAAAAAUAGUAAGAAAAAUGUUUCGGGAGUUAACAGAAAUGGGUAAGAAUGAUUAAAAUCAUUUCUAUUACUGAAAUCAUGACUAAUUUAUUUACGAAGUGAAUAUAUUUUUUCAGA
Messenger RNA from Achroia grisella, 877 nucleotides. RefSeq lists its product as uncharacterized. The transcript is spliced from 3 exons. The record is from RefSeq and is a predicted model, not a curated record. NCBI's taxonomy places the organism in Eukaryota, Metazoa, Arthropoda, Insecta, Lepidoptera, Pyralidae. Bases 180 to 806 code for a protein of 208 amino acids.